AUGUGUUUGUACCCUUCUUUACUGAUUAAUUUAUUUCAUUUUCUUACUUUUCUCUGUACUGAUUUUGUGCUGAACAACUCUAUCCUUACUCGUGCAACACCAGUUCAAGCUCUUCAAGCAAUAUCAUCAAAGCUUCAGAUCAAGAACUUGAUUAUCAACCAGAGCCUCUGCAGUAAUAGUGAAAGUAGUUUCCUGAAUGAGACCAUCAGAAAUAUGAUUGUUAUCAACAUCAUAUGCAACUGCAACAAUACAGUUUGCCAUGUUACUCGCAUACUGUUGAAGGGUCAAAACUCAACAGGAGAUAUACCAACCGAAUUCAUUAAUCUCCCUCAUUUGCAGGAUAUUGAUCUUAGUCGCAAUUAUCUAAAUGGAUCUAUUCCCACAGUUUUUUCUCAACUCCCUCUCAGAAACCUGUCUCUUUUAGGAAACCGCAUAAGUGGUUCAAUUCCCAGGGAAAUUGGAAAUAUUCCAACACUUGAGGAUCUGAUCCUUGAAAAUAACCAGCUUGAAGGAUCUCUUCCUGAAAACCUUGGAAGUUUAAGUCAGUUGAAGAGGCUCCUGCUUUCUUCCAAUAAUUUCACAGGAAGAAUACCUGAAAGUUAUGGCAAUUUGAAGAACUUAGAAGAAUUUAGGAUAGAUGGCAACAGCCUAUCUGGGCAGAUACCUGAUCUGAUUGGAAAUUGGACAAAUUUGAAAAAACUGUAUAUGCAAGGCUCAGGGAUAAGUGGUCCUAUUCCGUCUGGAAUCUCUCAGUUGACAAACUUAAAAGAGCUGAGAUUGUCUAAUCUGAACGGACCUAGCCAAUCGUUCCCUAAUCUGAUGGGCAUGAUGCAACUGAAAAUAUUGUUGCUGCGAAAUUGCCUAAUUAAUGGUCCAAUUCCUGAUUACAUUAGUGAAUUUCCAUCUCUAAAGACCUUAGAUCUGGGAUUUAACAACUUGUCAGGCCCAAUUCCAGCAACAUUUCAAAAUCUGAAAUUUAAUUUUUUGCUUCUAGCCAACAAUUCCCUGACCGGAACCGUACCAGAGUGGUUGUUGAGCAGCAAUGAUAAAAUUGAUCUAUCUUAUAACGACUUUACCGGCCCAUCACAAGCAGGUUGUCAGUCAUCAAGCGUGAACUUAGCUUCAAGCCAUUCAGAAGCAUCAAACAACUCAGUUGCUUGGUGCUUGAGGAAAGAUCUCCCUUGUUCCAAGAAAGCUCAAUAUAAUUCCUUGUUCAUCAAUUGUGGAGGGAAAGAGAUGAGUUUUGGGGGGAAUAGAUAUGAACAAGACUUGUCCACAGAAGGACCUUCUUAUUUCUUUGCUUCUGGACAAAAAUGGGCUUUUAGCAGUGGAGGAACAUUCAUAAAUGAAGAUAAAGCCCUAUACUUAAGGAAAAAUUUAUUUUCGCUAAACAUUACUGGUCCUGAGUUCUACCAAUCAGCUCGUCUCGCCCCUAAUUCUCUUCGGUAUUAUGGACUUUGUUUGCGCAAGGGAAGUUAUAGAGUUCGCCUCCAUUUUGCCGAAAUUAUGUUUUCUGAUGAUCAGACUUUCAGCAGCCUUGGUCAGCGAGUUUUUGAUAUCUCAAUCCAAGGAAAUGUUAUUCGAAAGGAUUUUAACAUUGCUAAGGAAGCUGGAGGAGUUGGGAAGGUCAUAAUUGUGGAAUCAAAUGAUAUUUAUGUAAAUGGAAGCACUCUAGAAAUCCAUUUAUAUUGGUCAGGGAAAGGGACAAAUGCCAUACCUCAAAGGGGAGUGUAUGGACCUCUUAUAUCAGCUAUCUCGAUAACACCAAACUUUGAAAUUGACUCAGGAAUAUCAGCUGGCUAUAUUGUUGGUAUUGUUAUCGCUUCAAUUUCACUCGUUAUGAUGGUAUUGACUGCUCUCUGGAUGAAAUGGUGCUUUAAAGGGAAACAGACUGAAGAAAAAGAACUUCAGCUGCAUGAUCUGCAGACAGGUUAUUUUACUUUGAGACAGAUCAAAGCAGCCACAGGUAAUUUUGAUAUUUCAAACAAAAUUGGUGAAGGUGGAUUUGGUCCUGUUUAUAAGGGUGUGCUCUCUGAUGGUGGAACAAUCGCUGUUAAGCAAUUAUCCUCCAAAUCAAAGCAAGGAAAUCGCGAGUUUGUAAAUGAAAUAGGAAUGAUAUCUGCCUUGCAGCACCCAAAUCUAGUCACACUCUAUGGCUGCUGCAUUGAAGGAAACCAAUUAUUGCUAGUAUAUGAAUACAUGGAAAACAACUGUCUUGCAAGAGCACUCUUUGGUAGAGAAGAAAACAGAUUGAAUUUGGACUGGGGAACAAGAAUGAAGAUUUGCAUAGGGAUAGCCAAGGGGUUGGCAUAUCUUCAUGAAGAAUCGAGGCUAAAAAUUGUUCACAGAGAUAUUAAGGCUACUAAUGUAUUGCUAGAUAAGGAUCUGAAUGCUAAGAUAUCGGACUUUGGUUUGGCCAAACUGGACGAAGAAGAUAACACUCACAUUAGCACACGAAUAGCUGGAACAAUGGGGUACAUGGCACCAGAAUAUGCAAUGAGAGGUUACUUAACUGAGAAGGCAGAUGUGUACAGUUUUGGAGUGGUAGCACUAGAGCUUGUUAGUGGGAAAAGCAACACCAAUUACUUGCCUAAGGAGGAGUGUGUUUACCUUCUUGAUUGGGCUUAUGUCCUACAAGAGAAAGGUAAUCUAUUGGAGAUUGUGGAUGAUAAUCUUGGUCCAAACUAUCCAAAGGAAGAAGUUACUACAAUGUUGAACAUUGCCCUUUUAUGUAGCAAUUUCUCUCCCACCUUGAGGCCAUCGAUGUCUUCGGUAGUGAGCAUGCUUGAAGGAAAGAGUCUCAUUGAGGUACCACAAAUGAAGAAACACUCGGUCGAGGAAGACCUGAGGUUUAAGACCUUUGAGAGGCUUUCGCACGACAGCCAAACACAUGUCUCUUUGUCGUUGUCCCAAUCAUUUCGAGACCGAAGGACCAUGUCAUUAGACAGCCCUUGGAUUGGUUCUUCGGUCUCUUUUGCCAGCAACAACACCAUUGUUGAUGAAAAUCAUUCACUUAAACAUUCGCUUUUAUAGGAUAUUUUAAGAUUUCAAUUUCGGUUGUACGUCCAAAACAUAUACACAUUAAUAUUAUCGAUUUUUUUU
Molecule: messenger RNA, 3102 nt
Organism: Impatiens glandulifera
Lineage: Eukaryota; Viridiplantae; Streptophyta; Magnoliopsida; Ericales; Balsaminaceae
Product: probable LRR receptor-like serine/threonine-protein kinase At1g53430
Exons: 24
Coding region: 1-3033 (1010 amino acids)
Biological process (GO): protein phosphorylation
Molecular function (GO): protein kinase activity; protein binding; ATP binding
Source: RefSeq, a predicted model, not a curated record